AUGAAGCUCCUCGCCGCGGUCGCCGGCUUGAUAGUCGCCGCAGAGGGUGCAGCCCUUGGUCCUCUAGGAUCUCAAUUCCAAAAUGCCCUUCAAUCAGUGUUGAGUCUAGGCAAAUCAGAUUCCUCGAAGCCGCCAAAUAUUCUGUUUGUGAUUACCGACGACCAGGACCUCGAGCUGGACUCGAUCUCCUACACACCGUUAAUUGAGAAGCACUUGCGCCAUAAGGGCACUUUCUUCCGCAAUCACUUUGUCACGACGGCUCUAUGCUGUCCAUCUCGCGUUAGCUUGUGGACCGGUCGCCAGGCGCAUAACACCAAUGUGACCGACGUACACCCGCCAUACGGUGGCUACCCCAAAUUCGUGGAUAAGGGAUUUAACGAUAAUUUCUUGCCCGUCUGGCUUCAGGAAGCCGGCUACGACACCUACUAUACCGGCAAGCUCUUCAAUGCUCACACCGUUGACAACUACCACAGCCCCCAUGUCAACGGCUUUAAUGGUUCCGAUUUCCUCAUGGAUCCAUAUACAUAUUCCUAUAUGAACUCGACCUAUCAGCGGCAUAGAGAGGCUCCCGUGAGUUACGAAGGAAGGCAUACGACGGACGUUAUUACCGAGAAGGCCUUGGGCUUUCUGGAUGAUGCAUUGGAGGGCGAGCGGCCCUUCUUUGUGGUGGCAGCGCCCGUCGCACCACACUCUAAUGUCGACCCGCGGGAUAUUGCAAAUGGAGAAAUUGUCAUGACCGCUCCUAUCCCGCUAGAGCGCCAUGCACACCUAUUCCAGGAUGUGAAGGUGCCCAGAACCCCUCAUUUUAAUCCUGACAAGCCCAGUGGAGCCAGUUGGGUUCGCAAUCUCCCCCAGCAGAACCAGACUGAAAUCGACUAUAACGACCAUUUCUACCGUUCUCGCCUGCGUGCUUUGCAAGGCGUGGAUGAAUUGGUGGACUCGCUAGUUUCUCGUUUGGAGGAGAGUGGCCAGCUGGAUAACACCUACAUUAUCUAUACUUCAGACAACGGGUUCCAUAUCGGUCAACACCGAUUGCCACCAGGCAAGACCUGCGGCUAUGAGGAAGAUAUUCGUGUUCCCCUCUUCAUCCGAGGACCUGGAAUCCCAGAGGGCUAUGUGCAGGACUCGGUGACUACGCAUAUUGACCUAGCACCUACCAUCUUCAACCUGGCGGGAAUUCCUCCCCGGGCGGAUUUCGAUGGCACGGCAAUCCCCGUGACACCCGACUUUGGUGGAACUCGGCAUGAGCAUGUCACUGUGGAGUUCUGGGGAAGGGCUGUCAUGGAAGGAAUUCAUAGCCAAAUUGGCCCUGGUGGAUCGACUAUGAUUCCAAACAACACAUACAAGUCCGUCCGCCUUCUGGGAGAAGGUUACAACCUGUACUACUCGGUCUGGUGCAAUAACGAGCACGAGCUGUAUGAUCUUUCGACUGAUCCCUACCAAUUGAACAACCUUUAUACCACCACCAUUCAGGAAGACGGGCCUAAAAUACUUGGCCGUAGCUUGACAGAUGCUAUUAACCGUCUGGAUGCUCUACUCCUCGUGUUGAAGUCCUGCCAGGGGGCGACUUGUAUCGAUCCAUGGAGUGUUCUUCACCCCGAGGACUCCAUUCAGAGCCUCCGGGAUGCCCUGAAUAAGGAGCAUGAUUUGUUCUAUGCAGCACAGCCGCGGGUCUCGUUUGAUUGGUGUGACGCCGGGUACAUCGUUGAAGCCGAAGGACCUCAGGUGCCACUGACCAGUCGCUAUGGAGUUUCCUGGGAUGUUUGGGUGUAA
This is a messenger RNA of Penicillium cataractarum, 1773 nucleotides long. Its product is annotated as sulfatase family protein. The transcript has 5 exons. Bases 1 to 1773 code for a protein of 590 amino acids. Gene Ontology annotation, biological process: phenol-containing compound metabolic process. Gene Ontology annotation, molecular function: glycosaminoglycan binding; N-acetylglucosamine-6-sulfatase activity; arylsulfatase activity. The record is from RefSeq and is a predicted model, not a curated record. NCBI's taxonomy places the organism in Eukaryota, Fungi, Ascomycota, Eurotiomycetes, Eurotiales, Aspergillaceae.